Molecule: messenger RNA, 613 nt
Organism: Doryrhamphus excisus (bluestripe pipefish)
Lineage: Eukaryota; Metazoa; Chordata; Actinopteri; Syngnathiformes; Syngnathidae
Gene: cox6b2
Product: cytochrome c oxidase subunit 6B2
Cellular component (GO): respiratory chain complex IV; mitochondrion
Source: RefSeq, a predicted model, not a curated record
CUAUAAAAUAAUUUGAUUAGAAUUAUAACAGAAUAGCACUCGGUUACAAACCGGCAACGAUAUACUUUAUUUCCGGCUUUCCACACUAUUUCCUCCCAGCCUGCUUUGCGCGUAGAACCGGAAGGACAUCUUUCCCGGAGAGGACACAGCUGCCAACACCUCAAGCAUCGUUGAUAAGCAUCGCUAAACAUGUCUGAGACCAUUGAGGACAAGAUCAAGAACUACAGGACAGCGCCCUUCGACGCUCGAUUCCCCAACACCAACCAGACUCGCAACUGUUUCCAGAACUACCUGGACUUCCACAGGUGCAACAAGGCCCUGUCUGCCAAAGACCAGGAUGUGGCCCCCUGUGAGUGGUACCAGAGAGUCUACAAGAGCAUUUGCCCCAUUGGAUGGGUUGGCAAAUGGGACGAGCAGAUGGAGAAUGGAAGUUUCCCUGGAAAGAUCUAAAAUGUGAUGAAAUAUACUUGUAGUUAUCAGUCAGGACUUUGCAGGAUGUACCAGUUUCCAAUGUCGUCAUUAUUACCCUCAGUCAUGUUACCUAUAUUAACUUAACGCACAACUUUUCAACCUGCAUACUUUCACAUGAAAUAAAGUGAACUCUGAUGUGGCA